AUGCAUGCGUUGUCCACUUGCAAUAGGAUACGAAUUUUAAUUUCUGCUACUCUCACUCUCUCGCGGGACGAGCGCCGCUUCGCUCGAUUAAAUCACGCCCGUUUUUUUUUCUCCCCGCAGGAGUACUCUGUACAGUUAACAUUCCGGGAACAAUGGCUGGACGAACGACUGCGGUUCAGCGACUACGGAGGUCGUCUAAAGUAUUUAACGUUGACGGAUGCGAGUCGCGUUUGGAUGCCGGAUCUGUUCUUUUCGAACGAGAAGGAGGGACACUUUCACAACAUUAUCAUGCCGAACGUAUACAUUCGUAUUUUUCCCAAUGGUUCCGUUCUGUACAGCAUACGGAUAUCAUUGACGUUGUCAUGCCCGAUGAAUUUGAAACUGUACCCCUUGGAUCGACAAGUUUGCUCAUUGCGUAUGGCGAGUUACGGUUGGACAACCGACGACUUGGUAUUCCUGUGGAAAGAGGGAGACCCUGUCCAAGUUGUUAAGAACCUGCACCUACCACGGUUCACGUUGGAGAAAUUUUAUACCGACUAUUGCAACAGCAAGACGAACACCGGAGAGUACAGCUGCCUGAAAGUUGACUUGCUGUUCAAGAGGGAAUUCAGUUACUAUCUUAUUCAAAUCUACAUUCCCUGCUGCAUGCUUGUCAUUGUGUCCUGGGUAUCGUUCUGGCUCGAUCAAAGCGCCGUGCCGGCUCGAGUUUCACUUGGUGUGACCACCUUAUUGACGAUGGCUACGCAGACGUCAGGAAUAAAUGCCUCACUGCCACCAGUCUCUUAUACAAAGGCUAUCGAUAUUUGGACAGGCGUUUGCUUGACUUUCGUAUUCGGCGCGCUCCUCGAGUUCGCCCUAGUGAAUUACGCGUCGCGUAGCGACAUGCACAGCGACAACAUAGAGAAGAAAUAUCCACCGUCUGAAACCGAGCAAUCCACGUCGAUGGAUUUACCAUCUGAUCAAGUCGAACCAGACAAUUCGUCGAAUUUCGCUAUGACCGGAUAUGAUGGACCACUUCAAAAUUCUCUACAGAAACCUCUGGUCCGACAACCGGAGGACACCAUGUCGAUGGAUAGGAUGCAGCACUGCGAAUUACAUAUGCAACCACGAAAAAAAAACUGCUGCAGGUCGUGUGUCCAAGUUCCCGACGAGGUCCAAGCGCAUCGACGUCAUCUCACGGAUCUUCUUCCCCAUCGUAUUCGCUUUCUUCAAUCUCGCGUACUGGUCCACGUACCUGUUUCGGGAGGAAGAACAGGACGAGUGAACGUCGACGAGGAAGCGCUCGGAUCAAGGAACGUGGCUCGCGGCCAUUCCCAUCAUACCCACAUCACCAACCCUUCAACAACCACCACCGCCACCAUCGCCGCCACCACCGGCAACAAACCUCAUCAUCGUUCUCGUCCUCGCCACCACCAUCAACACCAUCAGCAACCACCACCGCCACCGCAACCACCCCACCAUUGUCACCUGCAUCAACACCACCAACAUUAUCAACACCAACACAGUAACAUUCAGCAACAACAACAGCCGCAACAACACCUGCAGCUGCAGCAGCGGCUACAACAGCAGCAGCAGCAGCCGCCGCCCCCGCCGCCGCCGGCACCGUCGUCGUUGCUUCACCAACAUCAUCAAACGUUGCCCUCGCACCACAGGCACAAACAGCAUCACCAUCCGCAACGUUACCACCUGCAUCAACACCCGCAUCAACAGCAGCAACCGAGGUCAGCGUCGUUCUCGUCGCUGCACAACGUGAUCGAAGGGACGACGACCAUCACCGGCUGCCGUUGCACGUCGCCCACGACGAGGAGCUCGCGUCACUCGUUGAAAAGCCUCGCGAGGUCCUCGCCAUCGCCCUCGCCCUCGCCCACACCCACACCCACACCCACACCCUCCCCAUCGCCCACUACGUCUCGCAGAGCGACGCCGUCACCGCCCGCGGCGACUGUCCGCGCGAUCCCGCCGCACGACACCACCGUACGCAGCCGUUUUCAACGACUUCCGGUACCACCACGCGGCGGCGUACCCCACGCAGCCGAGCCGAGGUGCUGCUGGGGCCUUCUACCGAAACGUUGGUUCACCUGCCGAGCGAAAGGCACCGCCGGGAUCGACUUCGUCUCGCGUAUCGCUUUCCCUCUCAUGUUUUUGCUCUUCAAUCUCGGAUACUGGUCCACCUAUCUGUUCCAUGGUGACGACGCUGUGCAGAGCCAGAAUUAAAACAGAAACACCGAGAGAGAGAGAAAGAGAGAAAGAGAGUGAGAGAGAUUCUUCUUCUCUCCGCGGUUCUCUCUCACACGCUGCGUCACCUGGGGAAAACGGAGGAGAACGGAGAACGAGAGGAGAACGACACACACGUGGAGGGUGGCGGUGACGUGGGUCGAUACCGUUUGUAUCAUUCUUUUUUCAUUUACAGCGAAGCAACGCUCCAGACUAUGAACGAUUGUCCGAGGCUGACGAAAACCACCACACGCCUUUCUGAAUAUCGUCCAAGGUCUGAAGCGUUAUCGUCGUUGUAAUUGAAAAGGAACAAAAUUACAACAGAUCCCAGCGAACGUGCCGUCGAAAGUCUGUCUGGUUCUCUGUUCGGGACAUACACACCGCGCUAGUUUCGAACCAAGGGGAGGGGGGGGGGGGGGGGGGGAGAGAGGAAAUGAAUCGCCUCGCGACGAAGUUUUACGUUUUCGUCGUCGAGGCAAGGGAGCGAGAAGGAAGGCAGCUUCUCUGUUCUCGAGGAAAGCUGAGCGCGAAAGAGUGGGAGAGAAAAAGAAAAAAAAAAAAAAAGGAGGAUCGGUACGCGCGGAGAAUGACGAAGGGUCAAAAACCUUGGGAGAGAGGAAGGUGAGAGGGAGGGAGAGAAAGAAGGGUGCAAUCUCUCGACAGAGAGGAGACUUUUCAAUAAUCCGUGCCUGAAGUAUCGACGACCACAUUCAAAAAAGACCAAAUGGAAAGCGCAACGAAGAAGUAACAACGCUCGGUACGGUAGGAACUAGUCGAACGAGAUAUUAUAUUAUAUAUAAAUUGACGAAGGUAUAUAUAUAUAUAAUAUACAUAUUGCAUAAAAACGAGAGAGACGCGAAAACGGAUGUGAAACGAAAAAAGAAAAAAAAAAAAAAAAAUGGUGUAAGGAUCACAAGCUCUUAUGCGACCGUAUGCAUGUUAUAAUUAUACACACACACAUGUACACGUACACACGGACACAGACACACACAAACACACACACACACACACACACCUCUGUAACAUAUAUAUAUAUAUUCGGAAGACCGCGUGCCACAGGAUGAUAAAUCAAUGUAGUGGGCCCUGUAUAGCCACGGCCUGUUAACGAACUACAUGCGAAUAAAUUUAUAAAUAAUAUAACGUAACUUAUAAUUGACGACGGAAGCGAGGGAAGAAAGGAAAGGGAAGAGAGGAAAUGGAAGAGAAGAAGAAAAAAGGGAGGGGGGAGGGGGGAAACAUCGUCGAACGCGAGCAAGUGAUUCCUGUGUAUAAAAAUGGAGAGAAAAAGAAAAAAGAAAAAAAAAAAAAAUGAUCCUCAGUCUGAACGGGAUUUUGAAUAACACGAGUGUCGGUGUUAGGCUAUACUGUUGACGUUGACCCGAGUUGUGAACCAAAAAAAAAAAAAAAAAAAAAAAAAAAGAAGAAGAGGGAGGACGAAGAAGA
This is a messenger RNA of Frieseomelitta varia, 3657 nucleotides long. RefSeq lists its product as uncharacterized. Gene Ontology annotation, cellular component: neuron projection; synapse; membrane. The record is from RefSeq and is a predicted model, not a curated record. Gene Ontology annotation, biological process: chloride transmembrane transport; chemical synaptic transmission; regulation of membrane potential. NCBI's taxonomy places the organism in Eukaryota, Metazoa, Arthropoda, Insecta, Hymenoptera, Apidae. Gene Ontology annotation, molecular function: extracellular ligand-gated monoatomic ion channel activity; neurotransmitter receptor activity; chloride channel activity.